AUGUGGUUUCUAAUAACAAUCACGGCAUUUCUUCUGGGAAUUUUAGCUUACCUCGAUACAAGAAAACCGAAAAAAUUUCCACCGGGACCAAAAUGGUGGCCAAUUCUAGGUUCAGCACCUCAAAUAUCAAACAUCCAAAAGCGCACGAAACACCUCGUUUACGCCACCACCGAACUAUCCAAGAAAUACGGCCCAAUUUUGGGUCUAAAAGUCGGAACCCAAGUCAUCGUCGUUGUCAACGGUCCAGCCGCCAAUAAGGAGUUUUUGAUGAGUGAGGAUUUAGCUGGGAGACCUCUUGGGGAGUUUUUCGAUAAAAGAACUUGGGGAAAACGAAGAGGCAUUCUGCUAGUGGACGAGCUAUUUUGGCAAGAACAAAGAAGAUUCUUCUUGAAGCAACUGAGAGAGUUUGGAUUUGGUACGAAAAAUAUGUCCACUUUAAUUGAAGAGGAAGCGCAAGAGUUGAUCGCUUACAUUUUCAAAUCUAUAGCUCUCAAUGAUUCGGUCAUAUUUAACGUACAAAAUUUAUUUAAUCUUCACAUACUGAACAGCCUUUGGAAGAUGUUGGCGGGAGUGAGAUAUGAUGCUGAAAAUAAGAAAAUGAGGGAACUCCAAGCGAUACUUAAUGAUCUAUUUAGGGCAGUUUCAAUGGUAGGUGCAACCUUUAGCCAUUUUCCAAUCUUGAAGUACUUAGCACCGGAAAAAUCAGGAUACAACGUAUACGUCAGGUCUCACCAGUGUCUGUGGAAAUUUUUAAGAAAGGAAUUAGCAUACCACAAGGAGACAAACGUUCCUGAUUCACCAAGAGAUGUCAUAGAUGUGUACUUGAACGUUUUGAAUUCCUCAGAGGAAAUCGCCGGAAGUUUUUCUGAGGAGCAACUUGUAGCUACGUGCAUGGACAUGUUCAUGGCUGGUUCUGAAACUACCAGCAACACUUUGAGUUUCGGGUUUUUGUAUUUAAUUUUGAAUCCGAGUGUACAGAGGAAAGCACAAGAGGAAAUUGAUCGGGUGGUGGGUAAAGACAGGAGUCCAUCGUUAAAUGAUAGACCCAAAAUGCCCUAUGUAGAAUGCGUGGUUAUGGAAUCAUUGAGGAUGUUUGCGGGAAGAGCAUUUACUGUACCACAUCGGGCUCUUCGAGAUACUUACUUGUGUGGAUAUCGAAUUCCUAAGGAUGUUUUGGUUAUUGCAAACCUGUAUGGAUGCAUGUUGGAAGAGGGCUGCGCCUAUGAAAACCCAGAACAAUUUAUACCAGAGAGAUUCUUAAAAGACGGGAAAAUUUAUUUACCGGACAGCUUCAUGCCGUUCGGUCUUGGAAAACAUCGAUGUCUCGGAGAAUCUUUGGCUAGAGCCAACAUAUUCCUGUUUGUGGCAGGUCUUCUGCAAAAAUUUGAUUUCAAUAUCGUUCCAGAACAACCACCAACUACUGAAUGGGCUGAUGGUAUAACACCUGGACCGAAACCUUUCAAGGCUAGGAUAACGCCUAGAAAAUUUUAA
Psylliodes chrysocephalus is the source of this 1491-nucleotide messenger RNA. The record is from the annotation of a GenBank genome assembly. NCBI's taxonomy places the organism in Eukaryota, Metazoa, Arthropoda, Insecta, Coleoptera, Chrysomelidae.